AUGGCUUAUAAAAAGACUAGAAGGAAUAUCAAACAAUUCCUUAUUACAAUCUUGGCAGGAUUGAAUUUUGUUCAAGGGAUGUUAUUGACAACGUUUAUUCAAGUUACCACCAGAAACGUCUUGAAAGAACCUUCUAUUCAAUUACAAAAUGCUACAAAUUUUACAAAAAAGCUGUUUAUAUUAACGUUAGUUACGCUAUUACAGAUCGUAGCUCCUUCAUCGGUGAGAAUCACAUAUGAUAAUAAAUCUAUCCCAAAAGAUACUUUUAGGAUAGAUUUAAAAUCAACUAGAAUAAUAUCAAGUCUGAAACCGAAUUCUGUUAUUAUUAGUAACCAUCAGAUUUAUACUGAUUGGGUUUUCUUGUGGUGGUUGACAUAUACUUCAAAUCUAUCUGGCAAUAUAUACAUCAUUCUGAAAAAUUCAUUACAGUCGAUUCCACUAUUGGGAUAUGGAAUGACAAAUUAUAAAUUCAUCUUCCUAGAAAGAGAUUGGAAAACAGAUAAACUUACUUUACAUAAUAUGUUGGGCAUGUUGCAAGCCGAGUCUAAAGGACAAGGAUAUUUAGCUGGUAACGCCCCGAAUGUUAAUCUUGAGACUGGGGAAGAACAUUGGACUUUCAAUCAGAACAAUAACCAUCAAUCUACUAAUAAUAAAAAAUGGCCAUAUUGUCUAAUUUUAUUUCCAGAAGGCACUAAUCUGAGUUCGAACACUAGAAAGAAAAGUAAGGAAUAUGCAUUGAAAAUAAAUAGACCAUACUAUAAGAAUGUGUUAUUACCUAGAGUCACUGGGCUUAGAUAUUCUCUUCAAACAUUACGCGAAUCAGUGGAUGUGUUGUAUGAUGUCACCAUAGGGUAUUCUGGUGUUAAAAAGCAUGAGUAUGGUGAACUUAUUUAUAGAUUACCAAAGAUCUUUUUCGAAGGAAAAAUGCCCAAAUUAGUUGAUAUUCACAUCAGAGCGUUUAAGAUUGAAGAAAUUCCAGUUGAUAAUGAAAACAAAUUUACAGAUUGGUUAUUAAACGUAUGGAAAGAAAAAGAUGAAUUAAUGGAAUAUUAUUAUGAUAAUGGAUCAUUCUUAAAAAAUAAUAUCGAAGAGUCUUCUUCUGUAGUUACUGGUCCAUUCAAACUUAAAACGUGGGAGUAUCUCAACAGUAUUAUCUUUCCAUCUCUACUUUCACUCACAAUAAUUUUUGUCAUUAGACACAUCCUUAAAGGAUUAUAUAAUUUAUUUUGA
This is a messenger RNA of Tetrapisispora phaffii CBS 4417, 1230 nucleotides long. Its product is annotated as lysophospholipid acyltransferase family protein. Gene Ontology annotation, cellular component: endomembrane system. Gene Ontology annotation, molecular function: acyltransferase activity. Lineage: Eukaryota; Fungi; Ascomycota; Saccharomycetes; Saccharomycetales; Saccharomycetaceae. The record is from RefSeq and is a predicted model, not a curated record. The transcript has a single exon. Bases 1 to 1230 code for a protein of 409 amino acids.